Penicillium argentinense is the source of this 585-nucleotide messenger RNA. RefSeq lists its product as uncharacterized. The record is from RefSeq and is a predicted model, not a curated record. The transcript has a single exon. Bases 1 to 585 code for a protein of 194 amino acids. Lineage: Eukaryota; Fungi; Ascomycota; Eurotiomycetes; Eurotiales; Aspergillaceae.
AUGUCCUCCCUCAGCGUCGGAACACGCUUAACCCGCCUCCGCACUCGCCAACCCCGUCUCCUCCCAAGCCUAAACCUCCAAAACCCCCGAGCUCUACACAACUCCAUCACUACUACCAAUCGCAACGCCUCGAUUACAAAGCACUCCUCCCUCUGGACCCGACACACCCCAGCCGCGUGGUGCAACAAACACCUCGCCUUCCGCGCGUAUUCGCCCUCCGCCUCGCCGACAGACAUUACCGCCGACAAUCUAAUCGAAGAGCUGCAAGACCUGUAUGAGAUCGCGAAAGACGAGUUUGAGAUCGCGACGGACUCGACGGAUAGUGCGACUAUCUAUGCCGCGUCGGAUCGGGAGUCUGCGCGCGAUGCGCUGAAUCAGCUCAUUGCUGUUUAUGAGCUUUAUACGACGGGCGCGAGUGAGACGCUGAAGGGUUCUGAGAAGCAGGGUCCGGUUGUUGAGACGAAUUUUGAUGCGCAGGCUGUAAAUGGUGAUGUGCGUGGGGAGGUUAAAAAGAGGGUUGGGCAGCGGGUGAGGGAGUUGAGGAAUGCUGUUGAGAUUCUUGAGGAAAGGGCUCAUGAUGAUUAG